GUCUGCAGGUGAUACGAACACACUCAUUCAAAACAUCACUUGUGAUUAAAAUAUACACAAACAUUACUGUUGCUUGGACACAACGAGACAAUCUGUUCACCUUCAAAUCCAAACUUCAGUAAAGUUAGUUUAGCAUGCAGCUAGCUCACCUGUCGUCUGCCCAAGAGUAACGUCGGAACCAUGAGUUCACCCGAGCAGCAGGAGCAGCCCUGGAUUACAGUUGGUCCACGGCGUGUCAAGGCUAAAAAAACAAAACCAUCUGGUUCUCCUAGAGGAGCACACAAUGCAUCUGAUGUUGAAGAACAGAUGGCUCAUCGAGCACAGCUAAAUGUUUUAGCCCGUAGAAAGAUGGCACGACUCUUUCAGCAAUACAGGAGGGCAAAACGGACUUCUAAUAGACAUGAUGUCAUCGUAACCUCAGAGCCUGCAUCAGAAGAAGAGAUGAUCUCCCUCACUUCACAUGAAAAAAAGAAAGUGGUGCCAAUAACAGUGAAGAAUAACGGUGCCAUAGCUGUUGAUUUCAGACUCCAGGCUUCUGACUUGGUCAAGAACAUUUUCACCAUCAAAGACGGUCAUGGAAACAAUUUCAACUCCGUCCAGAAACACACUCUUGGACCAGGAGAGUCUUUUCAAAUCAGAGUCCAUUUCUCCUCCAGCCAUGCAGGUUUCUACGAACAGUUGCUGGUUUUUAAGUUUGAAACACAGCAGCCCUCGUCAGAAAUGUUUGAGAUUAUGCGCCUCUUGGAAAUCACAUAUUUGACAUCUGUUACUGAAGAGCCUCAACCAACAACAGACAGGGAGCCAGUGUGUGAACAACAGACUGAGGAUCCGGGAGAUGAAAGAAUUUCUUGUACAAUAUUGCUUAAGAUCGUGAGGUCUUUGAAGAAGUAUGGGAUGCCUCAAAAUAUAGGAGACUUAACAAUUGCUGAAAGGACCCUUGAGACAGGUCUGAACUGGGGGAACUACUUCAGUAGGUUUCAGGUGUUACUGCAUCUUGAAGAGCUCCAGGAGCAGUCUGUAGUCAACAAAUACACACAGAAGUCUGCGACCUUGUUUGAACACAGAGACCUUUUUGGCCUUCAGAUCCCUGAUCUCUCCAAGAGCUCAUCAAUGGAACUGUCUGGGUGCAACGUACUGGUGACUCUUUUUAGGCAGCCAGGAGUAUUUUUUACAAUAUGUUACAAAGGCUGGGUCCAAUAUGUGAAAGAAGAGCAGGUCUUCCUUUUUCUUAUGGAAAGGCCAGCAAACCUUGAGGACUUCAAAUAUCGCGUACAGUUCAUCAUCAACCGUAUACCACUGCGUGUCCAGCACCGAGCAGCAUCACUGGUGACCACGUUUAAGCUGCGAGAGCUGCUGUUCCCUACAGGCAAAUUUUCUGCCCAUCAUACACUGCUGCACAGGCUGGUACAAAACGAGGGCAGCAACCCAGAGCAGUGCAGCGCAGUUCAACACAUCUUAGCUACAUCUGCAAAACCAGCCCCUUACCUUGUUUUUGGUCCACCUGGCACAGGCAAAACAGUGACUUUAGUGGAAGCCAUUAAGCAGAUAGUGAUGACCAAGGCCUCUUGCAAAAUCCUGGUUUGCGCUCCCAGCAACAGUGCAACUGAUCAUCUCUGUGAGAAGAUAUGUGAGAAGAUAUUUGAGGGAGAGGAAGGAGAGUGCAAGAUUUAUCGCUUGUAUGCCCUUAGUUAUAAGGCUGACAAAACCUCCACAAGAAAGUUUUACUCCAACCUGAACAAAGACAACGUACCAUGUAUAAUUCCCUCAAAAAAAUAUCUGAUGACGUAUAAGAUAAUGGUCACCACUCUGCAGACUGCGGCAAGGCUAGUGACAGGAGCGAUUCCUCCAGGUUUUUACUCGUAUAUCUUUGUGGAUGAGGCAGGCCAGGCGACUGAAACAGAGUGUCUCAUCCCUUUAGCAGGCUUAUUUGACAAAAAGAAAUGCCAGGUAGUGCUGGCCGGAGACCCUAAACAAUUAGGCCCUAUCAUCACAUCAAGGAUUGCCGAUGAAUAUGGCUUAGGUGUGUCCCUGUUGGAGCGUCUGAUGAGGGACAUUGAGCUGUACAAGGCACACAGUACUACAGGGUUCAACAGCCGCUUUGUCACCAAGUUACUGAGGAACUACAGGUCCCAUGCUGCAAUCCUAAAAGUCCCCAAUGAGCUGUUCUAUAAAGGAGAACUUCAGCCGUAUGCUGCUAAAGAUGAAUGCAGCUCAUACUGCGAAUGGGAGCUCCUCCCCAAGAAGGGUUUCCCUCUGAUCUUCCAUGGAGUGGCCGGCACUGAUGAACGUGACGCCAACUGUACUUCUGUUUACAACAUGGCAGAGGUGGAGGUCUUGAAGGAAUACCUGAAAGCCCUUCUUGCCCAUCUUCGCAAAAAGGGUGUGGACAAAGUUGGUGAAAAUGAAAUUGGAAUCAUUGCCCCAUACAGACAACAAGUGGAGAAAAUACAGGAAGCACUUAAGACAGACCAAGAACUCAAGAAGCAAAAGUUGGAUAACAUAUUGGUUGGAACAGUGGAGGCGUUUCAGGGUAAAGAGUCCCAAGUGAUUCUUGUGUCUACAGUGCGCAGCAAUCUCAAAAUGACUGAAGAAGACCAGAGAUUCACUUUAGGCUUUGUCAAAAACGAAAAGAGAUUCAACGUGGCCAUGACCCGAGCACGAGCCUUACUGAUUGUCAUUGGAGACCCAAGAGCUUUGAGAACUGUUACGAUAUGGAACAAAUUCAUCCAUUACUGCCACAAAGAAGGGGGUUACAGAGGCAUCACACUGUCUGAUGCAGAAGAGAAAGUAACACCGUCUGACCAAGACUCACCAAGUACCAGUGAGGAGUAGUCAGAGGAUGGACAGAGCUAACACCAGCAACAGUCAUCUUUGACUCACACAAGAAACACCAGAGGUGAUAAUAAAGAACUCAUGACUAUGAAGCGUA
Messenger RNA from Notolabrus celidotus (New Zealand spotty), 2929 nucleotides. RefSeq names its product putative helicase mov-10-B.1. Lineage: Eukaryota; Metazoa; Chordata; Actinopteri; Labriformes; Labridae. The coding region runs from base 181 to 2832 and encodes 883 amino acids. The record is from RefSeq and is a predicted model, not a curated record. The transcript has 22 exons. Gene Ontology annotation, molecular function: RNA binding; 5'-3' RNA helicase activity; ATP hydrolysis activity.